This is a messenger RNA of Anopheles maculipalpis, 754 nucleotides long. Its product is annotated as glutathione S-transferase 1-like. Gene Ontology annotation, molecular function: glutathione transferase activity. Lineage: Eukaryota; Metazoa; Arthropoda; Insecta; Diptera; Culicidae. The record is from RefSeq and is a predicted model, not a curated record. The transcript is spliced from 3 exons. Gene Ontology annotation, biological process: glutathione metabolic process. The coding region runs from base 65 to 736 and encodes 223 amino acids.
AACGCAAAUCCUCCAGUUAGUCAAUGUUGGAUCAUCACCUUUCACACACAGCGUACGGGAAACGAUGGAAAAGCUGGUACUGUACACGAACAGAAAGAGUCCACCAUGCCGUGCGGUGAAGCUGACCGCCCGUGCCCUUGGCAUCCAGCUCAUCGAGAAAGAGAUGACACUGAUGCGAGGCGACAAGCUGAUGGAGGAGUUCCUAAAGGUGAAUCCGCAGCAAACGAUACCGGUUCUAGAUGAUGGAAGAGUCGUUAUCACCGCCAGUCACGCCAUCAUGAUUUAUCUCGUGUGUAAGUUCGGCAGCGAUGAUAGUCUCUACCCGAGUGAUCUGGUACGACGAGCACGCGUCCACACGGCGCUACAUCUUGAGGCGGGAGUUAUCUUUUCGCGGUUAAGUUUUUUGUUUGAACCGGUAAUUUAUUCAGGCAAGUCGUACUUCCACUCCGAUCGUGUUGAACACAUCCGGAAAGCGUACCGUCUGUUGGAGGAUUCACUCGUCAACGAGUAUAUGGUCGGUGAUAGUCUAACGAUAGCCGAUUUUAGCUGCAUCUCAAGUAUCGCUUCCCUGGUUGGUGUGGUUCCACUAGAUGUGGCCAAGUUCCCCAAAAUAGCUGCCUGGAUCAAACGCAUGGAGGAGCUCCCGUACUACGACGAAGCGAACGGUAUUGGAGCACUCGAGCUGGCCGAAUUUGUGCUAGGAAAGAAGGAAGCCAACGCUCAACAGUUUAUGUGACCAGUGCAAAGAAUCUUC